AAUACAGAAAUAAACGAAAUUAAGGUUUCCCCGAAUGAGAUUAUUACCAGUGGUGAAGAUAUAGCUAAUCAUUUGAAUCAACAUUUCUCUGAAAUUGGCGUCAAGCUUUCGUCUGUAGGAACACAAAAUUACAACGUUCGUCCUGAAAUGUUUUUAAAACAAUCGGAAGAAACAUUCAGAAUACAUGAUGUAGACUCAGACAAAGUUUUGAAAUUACUAAAGAAUUUAAAAACUACAAAAGCAUGUGGUUUAGACAAUAUCCCGAAUAGAUUAGAUACUCUCGAAUUGCUUUGUAUUGAAGUUAGAAAACCCAAAGAUACUCUCGAAUUGCUUUGUAUUGAA
Paramuricea clavata is the source of this 342-nucleotide messenger RNA. Lineage: Eukaryota; Metazoa; Cnidaria; Anthozoa; Malacalcyonacea; Plexauridae. The record is from the annotation of a GenBank genome assembly.